Molecule: messenger RNA, 408 nt
Organism: Drosophila ananassae
Lineage: Eukaryota; Metazoa; Arthropoda; Insecta; Diptera; Drosophilidae
Product: mitochondrial import receptor subunit TOM20 homolog B
Exons: 1
Coding region: 1-408 (135 amino acids)
Biological process (GO): tRNA import into mitochondrion; protein targeting; protein import into mitochondrial matrix
Cellular component (GO): mitochondrial outer membrane translocase complex; mitochondrial outer membrane
Molecular function (GO): transmembrane protein transporter activity
Source: RefSeq, a predicted model, not a curated record
AUGACUUUCCUUGGUCUGGGACUGGGGGCCCUCAUGUUCCUGGGAUACUGCGUUUACUUUGACCGGAAGCGGCGGUCGGAUCCCAACUACAGGCGGCUUGUGCACGAGAGGCGUCAUCGGCAGCGCUUGCAGACCAUGCGGCGUCACGUCGCCGAUCGGGAACAAGUGGCAAUGGCGCUCGACCCCAAUGACCAGGCGGCCCUCGAGCUAUACUUCCUCAGCGAGAUGAAGACGGGCGAGGAGCUCAUCAGCCAGGGUCGCCUGGAUGAAGGCCUGACGCACUUGGCCAACGCCAUUGCAUUGUGUGCGCAGCCGACGAAGCUCCUGGAGAUUCUCCAGGCCACCUUUCCGGAGUGUAUCUUUCGGCCGUUGGUAGCCAAGCUGCUGGAGAUGCGCCAGCGCAACUGA